Messenger RNA from Porites lobata, 843 nucleotides. The record is from the annotation of a GenBank genome assembly. NCBI's taxonomy places the organism in Eukaryota, Metazoa, Cnidaria, Anthozoa, Scleractinia, Poritidae.
AUAGGUUGCAGAGACAAAAACACCUUUCGGGACAUCUGUGAUAGGAGAUGCAAAUGUAAGAAUGGAAAACUAGUUUCUUGCUACAGAGUACGACAAGACUUCAAAAAAAUGAGCCUUGAAGAACGAACACGCCUCAUAAAAGCUUUCAAACUUCUUUCGUCUGAUCCAAGAUACAUAAGCGACUAUGAGAAAUUAGGAAAGCUGCAUUCAGUAGUACCAGAACCGAAGUAUUUUUACCCCUGGCACAGAUGGUAUGUCCUGGAGUUAGAAAAUCUUCUUCGCCAGAUCGACUGCCGGAUUACAAUUCCUUACUGGGAAUGGAUUAAAGACGCGGCGCACUGGACCCGAGGUUCUGAGAUCGAGGAUGUGUGGAAUCCAGGUCCUCACGGUCUGGGAGGUAAUGGGGUCUUCCCUUUCAAGUGCGUAAUGGAUGGCCCGUUUAAAAAGGGUGAAUACUCUUUACCACAGUCUGCUGGUGGGAAUUGCUUAAAAAGACAUUUUAAUUAUUCUUGCAAUCUACCAAAUGCAGAACAAGCAAAAAAGGUCCUCAAGGAGGCAAAUUAUACUGUCUUUAGCUAUACAAUUUUUGGCGGUCUUCACCUCAUUUAUCAUACAUGUAUUGGUGCCAAUCAAUACUUCAAAACGGCUCCAUACAAUCUAGAAUUUUGGCUUCACCACAGCUUUCUCGACAAACUUUGGGUGGAAUGGGAAAAAAACAACAAAGGUAGUAAAAGAGGUUUAUCACGUAUUAGCUACCUUAUGUAUGGCACUAUACAUUAUCCUUUGGAAUAUCUUGAUGUGAACCACUUACCCGGUGACGUAAAAGUGCUGUAUGAGGAGUGA